UGAGUUAUGCAAGCCCCUUCGCCAUGACACAUCUAUGAUCCAUGAAGGGGCUGCUCAGACUCAGCAUGAUAGAAUCCCACCGUGUUCUCUCAGAGUUCUGGAGGCUUUAGGUCCGAAGUCAAGGUGCCAUCAGGGUUGGUGUCGGUUGAGACCUCUCUUCUUGCUGACCUCUCCGUGUCCUCCACGGUCUUCCCUCUGUGCAGGCGUGAAAGGGAGCUCUCUGUUGUGACUUCCUUUUCUUGCAAGGACAUUAAUCCUGUGGAAUUAGGGCUCCUCCGUGACCUCACGUAGCCCUGUUCCCUUCCUAGAGGCUUCGCUUCCAGAUGCAUUCACAUGAGGGUUGGGGCUUCAAUGUAGGAAUUCUGGGAGACACAGCUCAGUCUAUAACAAAGGGUAAUGUGGAAUUUUUUGCCUAAAGGACCAGAGAAUUUUUAUUUAUUUAUUUUUUCUUUCUUUGUUUUUUUUGCAGCUAAAAUAUAUGAUGUAUAUCCGUAUUUAUUGACAUGGAAAAGUGUUCACAACAUACUGCUGAAUGACAAAAAGCAGACAGAACCGCCACUGAAUACACCAGAAAACCGAGAGUAUCUCGCAGAAAUUAUGUUUGAAUCGUUCAACGUCCCAGGACUCUACAUUGCGGUUCAGGCAGUGCUGGCCCUGGCCGCCUCGUGGACAUCACGACAGGUGGGCGAACGCACGUUAACGGGGAUCGUCAUCGACAGCGGGGACGGGGUCACCCAUGCCAUCCCAGUGGCAGAAGGCUACGUGAUUGGGAGCUGCAUCAAGCACAUCCCCAUCGCAGGGCGGGAUAUCACCUAUUUCAUCCAGCAGCUGCUGCGGGAGCGGGAGGCGGGGAUCCCCCCGGAGCAGUCGCUGGAGACCGCCAAAGCCAUCAAGGAGAAAUACUGCUACAUCUGCCCUGACAUAGUCAAGGAGUUUGCCAAGUACGACGUGGAUCCUCGGAAGUGGAUCAAACAGUACACGGGGAUCAACGCCAUCAACCAGAAGAAGUUCGUCAUAGAUGUCGGCUACGAAAGGUUCCUGGGCCCUGAGAUUUUCUUUCACCCGGAGUUUGCCAACCCGGAUUUCAUGGAGUCCAUCUCGGAGGUGGUUGAUGAAGUCAUACAGAACUGCCCCAUCGACGUUCGCCGUCCGCUGUAUAAGAAUGUCGUUCUUUCGGGAGGCUCCACGAUGUUCAGGGAUUUCGGACGUCGCCUGCAGAGAGACUUAAAGAGGGUGGUGGACGCCAGGCUGAAGCUUAGCGAGGAGCUCAGCGGUGGCAGGAUAAAGCCGAAGCCUGUGGAGGUCCAGGUGAUAACGCACCACAUGCAGCGCUACGCCGUGUGGUUCGGAGGCUCCAUGCUGGCCUCAACUCCGGAGUUCUUGCAGGUCUGCCACAGCAAGAAGGACUACGAGGAGUGCGGCCCGAGCAUCUGCCGCCACAACCCCGUCUUCGGGGUCAUGUCUUAGUGGCGGCUUGUCCCCC
Molecule: messenger RNA, 1483 nt
Organism: Odocoileus virginianus texanus
Lineage: Eukaryota; Metazoa; Chordata; Mammalia; Artiodactyla; Cervidae
Gene: ACTR3B
Product: actin related protein 3B
Cellular component (GO): actin cortical patch
Molecular function (GO): actin filament binding
Source: RefSeq, a predicted model, not a curated record